ACAGCGCGCUGUGUAAUCAAGCGCGGAAGUACCGCGGGGGAAUUCCUCGACAGUCUGCCCCUGUCUGAGCUUCUGUAGAUACUUUUAAUCUGAUUUACUUGGUCAAUCUUGAUACUGCCAGCCCGGGGAGAUUGAAGAUGUUGGCCGAGCUGUGCGCCUGUGGUUGAAUAUUUACCGGGCCGUGUUGUUUUGGCAGAUGUCAUCCGGAUUGUCUCCUUAAAGCGGAUAUGUGUUAGCGCAGAGUUAAAACACUGUUGACGGGUUAAAGAAGAGCCAUGGUCCAGCCGCAGCCGUCAGGGGGUUGCACUCUGCAGCAGGAGCUGACUGGAGAGGAAACUGUUGGGGCCGGCGGUCAGGGGUCACUGAUGGCCAGUUCACAGGGAUCUCUGAGGGUCCCUCCUGAAUUAGCAGGAAAUGAGGUGGUUCACCGACUCCUCACAGAUAAUAACCAGCUUCGAGAGGUGCUGAAGCGAAGCAAUGAUGCUCUAAAGGAGAGAUGUGAAGAAAUGGCGGGAUGGCAGAGGAGGUCUAGGGAGGAACGAGAGUUCCUGAGUUGUAGAUUUCGUGAGGCCAGAGCCCUAGUGCAGCGACUGGUGCAGGAAAACCAGAGCUUGUUAGGGCAGCUCAACCACACUAUCAGUCAAACAGGAAGUCAAAGUGUUGACUUCUCUAAAGAGACUGGAAGUCAAGGUCAGGCCCAAGAGCUAAAGUGCACUAAUACAGAAAAAAAUGCCCUCAUGGACACACCAGAAUUAUUAAAUGAAGCUGCUCUGACAGAUCGAGCUGAAGGAGACACUGACAGACACACAAUCCCACAAAGUUUGCCUGCUGAGGGCUCUAAUGAAUUUCUAAAACUGCUAAAAAGCCACAAAGAGAAGAUGGAUGAAGGGAUGAGAGCACUGAGGAGGAGGAAUGAGGAACUGGAGAAGGAGAAAACAGAAAGUGAAAAAGAGAGGGAAAACCUUCUCGCCACCGUGGAGCAGUUACGCUCCAAACUUGCUCAGAAUAGUGCUGUUUCUGAAGAGUCAGUGCAACAGACGUGCACUCUAACUGUUCCUGCAGAAAGAUACAGGGAGCUCCAGGAGAAGCUGGACUGCCUUCAGAAGAACUCUGUUCAGAGAGACAGAACUGAAGCUCUUCUCAAACAGAAGGAGAAGGACUUCGUUCAGCUGACAAAGGAGAGUGAAGCUCUGAGAGCUCAAGUCACGUCUCUUUUCGGUGAGCUAAAUGAACGACAAAACUGGCUAGAGAAGAGUGAAGCAGAGAGACGACAUUUAGAGGAUAAGCUGGGCAAGAAGACAGAACGCUUGCAGACUUUAGAGCGAGAGAUAGAGCAGCAGAAAAAGCAGCACAGUGUGACGGUGGACAAUCUUCUGCUGCAGACACAGAACCUGGAAACUGCACUGAAGAACGAGAGGCUCGUCAUCGUAGAGGAGAGGAGGAAGCUGGCCCAGCUCCAGCAUGCAUACACAUGCCUGUUUCAGGAUUACGACAACAAGCUUAAAAGUGAAAAGCAAGCUAAUCACCGGAGCGGUGAGGCAGAUACACUGGCUAACAGGUUAGCAGAGGCAGAGAAAGCUCUCGCUUUGAAACAGGACCUCAUCGAUAAACUCAAGGAAGAAACUGAGCAGCUGAGAGCUACUUUAGAGACUAUACCAGUGCUAACUGCUCAGGCGGAGAUCUACAAAAUGGACUUUCUGGCUGAGAGGGAAGCCAGAGAGAAACUGAAUCAGAAGAAAGAGGAGCUGCAGGAGGAGCUUACAAAGGCAAUGGCCGAGAUAGAUAGACUCAAACUGGAGGGAACCUCACGAGCUCGCAUAGAGGAGAUGCAACAGAGGCAUUUGGAGGACUACAGGCCUCGACCACUUCUCCCACCUGCAGCUGCACCCUUCCAAGGAGCAGCCAUGUUCAACCCAGCCCAACCUCCAUCUGCACGCAGAAGAGAAGACGAUCAAGAAGAGCUGCCUGAUUAUCGCUGCCCCAAAUGUAUGUACAAGGCUCCGGACAUGGACACCCUGCAAAUUCACGUCAUGGACUGUAUCCAGUGAGAGGAUGAGAGGUUCAGGUGUUCUCUUAACAUCUGUGUGAACUCUUUUAAAAAAUAAAAAAAAAGACACCUAGAACAUGCUAAAGACAAGAAGACGAGAACAAUCUGAAAACAUUGAACAUUUGCUUCUGCUGCAGAGUGACUUGUUAAAGUAGACACAUAGCAGAUAUUUUUAUCUUUGUGGUUAUAGAGCUGCCACCAUGUUCCAGUACAUUUAGUGUAGGUAAAGCUCAUCUGUGCUGCCUUUCUGUGUCUGCAUAGUCUAAUGUACUGCAUGUGUGAUUGUUUGUGUCUGCUUUACGUCUGCACACAUCUGACAGUGACAAUGUUUCUUUUAUACCUGUGGUAUUUGUUUCUCUGGAUGUAUGCUCUCUUGAGGAUUCAUGCUGGCCUGUAUUAAUAUUGUGUAAUAUUAGCCAAAGUGAAUAUGGAAAAAACAACUUUGUACAGACUAUUGUUAUGGAGAAAUUUAAAGAAAUAAAAGUAUGAAUGUUAUGAACA
Molecule: messenger RNA, 2548 nt
Organism: Myxocyprinus asiaticus (Chinese sucker)
Lineage: Eukaryota; Metazoa; Chordata; Actinopteri; Cypriniformes; Catostomidae
Product: NF-kappa-B essential modulator-like
Exons: 14
Coding region: 276-2048 (590 amino acids)
Biological process (GO): positive regulation of canonical NF-kappaB signal transduction
Cellular component (GO): nucleus; IkappaB kinase complex; cytoplasm
Molecular function (GO): K63-linked polyubiquitin modification-dependent protein binding
Source: RefSeq, a predicted model, not a curated record